AUGGCUGAUACCGCACAACGACACCCGAACCUUCACCUCACUCCUGAGGAAAAGCGCGUUUUCUUCCAGCUUUUCCAGGCUGCUGAUACCACCAACCUCGGCGUCAUCACUGGUGAAAUCGCCGUUCCAUUCUUCGAGAAGACUCACCUAUCCCCUGAUACUCUCGGCUUGAUAUGGCAAAUUGCGGAUAAAGAGAACAGGGGUCUCCUGACCCCGUCUGGCUUCGGUAUUGUUUUGAGGUUAAUUGGACAUGCCCAAGCUGGCCGCGCGCCUUCCGACGAGUUGGCUCUACAAUCUGGCCCUCUGCCUCGGUUUGAUGGAAUUGUGGUCGACACAACGGCAAGCAUCCCGGAAUCGGGAACCAAAAGCCCUCCACCUGGACCGGGUGGACCUAUCCGUGUUCCUCCACUUCAGCCAGAUGACGCCAACAAAUUUGUUUCGCUGUUCGAGAAGUCGGACGUUAAGAAUGGGGUGAUCUCAGGCGAAAUCGCAAAACAGAUAUUCGAACGCGCCCGGCUCCCCAAUGAGGUUCUGGGUCGUAUUUGGUUCCUGUCCGACACCAAGCAGCGCGGUGCCUUGGAUGCCACCGAAUUCACCAUUGCCAUGCAUCUCCUGACAUCAUACAAAUCUGGUGCUCUGCGCGGCAUUCCAGCGACCCUCCCACCUGGUUUGUACGAUGCGGCAGCUCGAAGGGGAUCCGCCGCGCGUUCGUCGUUUGGGGCGAGACCCGAUGUGCCCCCCAUCCCGGCCAUUCCCCAGCAAUUUACUGGCCCCCAGCGAACUACAAGUCCCAUGAACCAAGCCAAUCGUUCGCCUUUCGUAGGCUCUCUUUCCGCCCAGGCCACUGGAGGUGACUGGCUAAUUACUCCACAAGAGAAGGCCCAGUUUGAUAGCAUUUUCGAGACUGUUGAUACAGCAAAGUUGGGACUUAUCACUGGAGACCAGGCUGUUUCUUUCUUCAUGAAAGCACAGCUUCCCGAAGAAACCCUUGCUCAAAUCUGGGACCUUGCAGAUAUCGACGCAGAUGGCCAGUUGAGCCGGGAAGAAUUUGCUGUCGCUAUGUACUUGGUAAGAUUGCAGCGUAGCGGCAAGGAGCCGCUGCCACAAGUGGUCCCUCCCGCGCUCAUCCCGCCCAACAUGCGCCGCCAAGUGCCGGCACCAAUAGUGGCCCCCACACCUCCCCAGGCACCCGCCCCAGCUGUACGGACAGCCGCUGAUGAUUUGUUCGGCCUUGAUUCGCCCGCACCCCCAUUUGCCCAGCCUCAGAUGCCUCAGUCUACCGGAGGCUCCAAUAAUGUGUUCCAGACCCCAGGAUCACCUUCCUCUAGGGCCUCCCCUCAGACGGCAUCGCACACCUUCAAGCCUUUUGUUCCAACUUCUUCAUUUGGCCAGAGCUUGCAGCCCCAGAUCACUGGUGCGUCAGCCGGAACCCCGACUGCAGCUCGUUCCCCCCCGCCUCCCUCGGAUGAUCUCCUCGGCGAUAAUGACCCCGAAGAAUCAAACAAGUUGACCAACGAGACCACUGAGCUCGCGAACUUGUCUAACCAGAUCGGUUCUUUGGCCAAGGAAAUGCACACUGUGCAGGAGAAGAGGACCUCUGCUGAACAAAACAUUACACAAACUUCGCAGCAGAAGCGUGACUUUGAGGCACGUCUUGCGCAAGCACGCUCUAUGUACGAGCAAGAGGUUACCAACUUCAAGGCACUUGAGGAGCGCCUUAAGUCAUCCAAAGCAGAGACAGAGAAACUGCAGCAGCAAUAUGCAUUGCUGGACGGCAGCCGCCAGGAUCUGCACAACCAAUACACGCAAGUUUCGACCGCUUUGGCUUCCGAUGAGCAGGAGAAUGCCAGCCUGAAGGAGAAGAUCCGCCAGGCCAAUGCUGAAGUUGCCCAGCUUAAGCCGGCACUAGAGAAGGCGCGAUCUAGUGCGCGCCAACAGAAGGGCCUUGUUGCCAUUAACAAAAAGCAAUUGGCUACCGUUGAAGGUGAACGGGACAAGCUCCAGGGUGAAAUUGACGGCCUGGCCCGUGAGACUCCACAGUAUUCUGAUGAGUCUGCGACGCCGGCCGGCAGUGUGCCUGAGGUUGUAAGCCCUGCUGACUCUACAGCGAGCCAAAACACAAACCCAUUCUUCCGCCGAACAGGUAGCUCAAGUGAACAGGCACGGUCGCCUGAUGUCUCGAAUGAUCAGCAAAGGGCAUUUGAUAGUCUCUUCGGACAGUCAUUCGCAGCUGCCCCUGCUGCCGGGCCACCACCAACUUCGUUCCGCUCCGAGUCGCCACAAGUUGCGGUCACAUCUCCUGUUACCUCUGCUGUUCCGACUCCAUCAGUCUCUCCGCCUCCUGGCCCUUUGCCUGGCGCAUUCCCUGCCGGGCCCUUCUCUGAGCCACCGCCUGCGACCCAGUCCCGCCAACUGACCCCAAACUUCCUGCAGUUCAACGAUAAUCAGUCUGUGACCUCGUCUACUAUGGUCUCACCCCCCGCCAGUCGAUUUGGCGGCCCUGAACCCUCUGGAUUUGAUACGCUUUCUCAGGGGGGUACCAGUGACUAUGGACCUCAAUCAGUGGCAGAAUCUAGCGACUACAGUCGUGCACCAACCUCGACUUUUGGAGGUACCCCGGUUCGGUCUCCGUUUGAAGAGGAAGGGCCAGACACCUCGGCUAGGUUCCCUGAGGUCCCAGCUGCAAUUGCCCCAGCCGCAGCUCCCCCAGCCGCGACUGCUCAGCUGCCCGAAUCUGCAACAUCCCCUGUCGCCAAUGAGAGCCAGGUAGAAGGCAGCAAGGACCUAAGCUUCGAUGAACUGUUUGGCAGCAAGGCACACAAACGAUCGGAAUCCCAGCAAGAGCUACACCACGACGAUGACGACGAUGAGAGCUCCGAUGACGAAGAUGCUUUUGGGUUCGAUGACAAUUUCACGCCUCCCGUACCGGUUGCCAAACAGGAGACCCAGAAGGAUUCUAUUGACGCUGCUCAACUGGCUGCUUUCCCUGCCCCGGGGAACUCAGCCAAAGCCCCGUCUCCUGGGGCACUACCGAGCCCUCCAGAGUAUGAAGGUCCCAAAGAAGAUAACGUUCAUCUUCCUCCUCAAUUCAAUGGCCUUUUGCCUGAGCGCACCGAUCCCACCGUUGCACCGGAUGCACCCCAUUCAGUGGAUCACUCCACUGGUGCGCCAGUUGUAAGCAACGAGACCCAACGAGACUCUGUCACGGACGCUGCCAUCCCGACCGGUGGAGCGAAGGCCGGAGGACCGGACUUUGAGGCGGCCUUCGCGGGAAUGAAUCUCGCGCCGGCAACCGAAGCCGAUGACGAUGACGACGACGAGCCACAGAGUCACGAGGUCAAAAAUACGACCGACUUUGAUUUCUCUUUCGACUCCCCGUCCCAGAAGCAGCAGGCUGUCUCCGGUGCCGAUGUUGACCAAUCCAGCUCCUCUCAGUUCUUCGCUUUCGACAACAACGUCCAUGCAUCCACCGCUCCGCCCGUCGCAUCACCCAAAGAGGGAGAAUCCAAGCCGGCUGCGCAUGAAUGGGAUGCGCUUUUUGCGCCCCUUGACAACUCCAAACCUGACACCGGCGAAGACUCGAAUGGAGCAAAAGCUAAGCAGCCUGGAUGGGCUCUGAACAACGAUACUGGUGAAGAUGACCUGAUCCUUCAGCGGCUGACCGGCAUGGGCUUCACGCGGGACGAGUCUCUCGAUGCCUUGGAGAAGUAUGACUAUAACCUUGACAAGGCUGCGGACCACUUGACUUCGAAGACUUGA
Penicillium crustosum is the source of this 3759-nucleotide messenger RNA. Its product is annotated as EF hand domain protein. The record is from RefSeq and is a predicted model, not a curated record. Gene Ontology annotation, molecular function: calcium ion binding; protein binding. Gene Ontology annotation, biological process: endosomal transport; endocytosis. Gene Ontology annotation, cellular component: cytoplasm; plasma membrane. The transcript has 7 exons. Lineage: Eukaryota; Fungi; Ascomycota; Eurotiomycetes; Eurotiales; Aspergillaceae. The coding region runs from base 1 to 3759 and encodes 1252 amino acids.